AUGUCAGUUAUAAAAUGCAGGCUAGCAACUAAUUGGGUUUGGAAGUGCAAUAAAUUAUUAUUAAACAUAAACACAAGAAGACUUAGUAAAAAUACAGAAAGUGAUGAAAAAAAUGUUAUUCCUCCUCGUGAGGAAGGUAAAAUGCAAGGAGCGGUUUUAAAAAAAUUCUCUGAGCCUUUUAUUAUUGACAAUCUUGAUAUACCUUCUAUCAAUGCAAAUGAGGUGUUGAUAGACGUGCAGUAUUGUACGCUCAAUGGUCCAGAUAUUUUAAAAAUGAAAAACUUACACAGAUCUCCACCAAAGUUACCGGCAAUUUUGGGUUAUGAAGUGGCAGGAAAGUUGCUGGAAGUUGGAGACCAGGCUAAGAAGCAAGGGUUCAAAGUUGGAGAUAAAGUUGUCGCUUUAAAUAAAGUUCAGUUUGGAGGUUUAGCUGAGCGAUGUGUCGCUGAAAUGACUGACAUUUGGAAAAUUCCGUCGUCUAUUAAAACUUUAGACACCGUUUGCUUAAUGAAUAAUUAUCUCACGGCUCUAAUUGGUCUUGAAAAAAAAGCUGACCUUCAGGAAAAUGAAAUAGUUGUCAUCAAUGUUGGUCUCAGUGGAGUUGAAAUAGUACGUGAUAAAGGAGCAUUUGCAUCUUUAAAAUACAGUGAUAAGAAAUUAAUGAAAAAAAUAGUUGAAUUUGCCGCUGAACGAGAUAUUAAAGAUGUUUUUGACGGAGCUGAGGGUGAAAAAUUUAAAACAAUGUUAGAAUGCUUUACAAGUAUUUACAAAGAAGAUCAUCAAAACAGUUUGUUACGUGAUGAUAACUUUGCAGUAUUAAUUGAACAUUUAUCGAGAGAAGGACGUAUAAUUAUCGCUGGAUUCGCUGUAACCAAAGAAGACUACGAUGAAGACAGCUCAACACAGUGUCCAUUUUCCAUCACGGGUAUUGACAUAGUGGAAUUCAAAGAAAAAAAUCUGGAGUCAUAUCGCGAGGCAGGCAACGAUAUUUUGCAAUAUCACGAAGAAGGUUUAAUAAAACCUUCGUACUCGAUGGUGGUCGGUCUCCAUAAAAUCAAUGACGCGGUUAAAUUUAUAACUGAUUUAAAGUGUUCAGAUAAGGUUGUUGUCGAUCUUAAAAACCCUGAAGCUGAAAUAAAGUUAAAAGAUAAACCAGGACACGAACCUGGAUCUUUUGGUUACGCACCAAAUGCUCUACCAGUUAAGCUAUCCGAGACACCUUCUGGUCCUGAUCCUGGUCUGGGCCGUCCGAAUUAUUUUUUCAGUCAAAUUUAUCUUUAA
This is a messenger RNA of Cotesia congregata, 1281 nucleotides long. NCBI's taxonomy places the organism in Eukaryota, Metazoa, Arthropoda, Insecta, Hymenoptera, Braconidae. The record is from the annotation of a GenBank genome assembly.